Molecule: messenger RNA, 1236 nt
Organism: Bombina bombina (fire-bellied toad)
Lineage: Eukaryota; Metazoa; Chordata; Amphibia; Anura; Bombinatoridae
Product: potassium channel subfamily K member 9-like
Exons: 2
Coding region: 1-1236 (411 amino acids)
Biological process (GO): stabilization of membrane potential; potassium ion transmembrane transport
Cellular component (GO): membrane
Molecular function (GO): potassium ion leak channel activity
Source: RefSeq, a predicted model, not a curated record
AUGUUUAAAUCCAGUAUUUCACUUUUCCUGCAAAAAAUGAAGAAGCAGAACAUAAGGACUUUAUCCCUCAUCCUUUGCAUGUUUUCUUAUCUGCUUGUUGGAGCUGCUGUUUUUGAUGCACUUGAAUCAGAAUCAGAAAGCUCCAGGAAAAGGAUCUUAGAGGAAAAAAGGACAGAUCUGAGAAAUAAAUACAGUUUUUCUGAAGAAGACUACCGAGAGCUAGAGCGUGUGGUCUUGCAAUCUGAGCCUCACCGUGCAGGAAAACAGUGGAAAUUUGCAGGCUCUUUUUAUUUUGCCAUAACGGUUAUUACUACAAUAGGCUAUGGGCAUGCUGCACCAGGUACAGAUGCUGGAAAGGUGUUCUGCAUGUUUUAUGCUGUACUUGGAAUUCCUCUCACCUUGGUUAUGUUCCAGAGUUUGGGUGAACGUAUGAACACAUUUGUAAAAUAUCUCUUAAAGAAAAUGAAAAAGUGUUGUCACAUGAGGAAAACAGACGUGUCCAUGGAGAAUAUGGUUUUUGUUGGUUUUCUGUCAUGUAUUGGAACAUUGGGUAUUGGAGCUGCAGCUUUCUCAUACUUUGAAGGCUGGACCUUUUUCCACUCUUACUACUACUGUUUUAUUACACUAACCACUAUUGGUUUUGGAGACUUUGUUGCUCUACAAAAAAAUGAAGCCUUACAAAAGAAACCACCCUACGUUGCUUUUAGCUUUAUGUACAUCUUGGUGGGUUUAACAGUUAUUGGAGCUUUCCUUAAUUUAGUUGUCCUCAGAUUUCUCACCAUGAAUUCAGAAGAUGAAAGGCGGGAUGCGGAAGAGAGAGCUUCCUUAAGGAGAGCUCAGAAUAAUUUCAAUCUGCAGUCCAAAAUGGGUAACAGAAGUCGAAGUUCUAUUUUCCUUCCUUUAGGGGACAGGUCAAGCCAAAUUAACCUUAUACCCCUCAUGCCUGAGGACUCUGACAGAGGCAGGAGGAGAUCCUCAAAUGAAACCUCAAGAGUGGGCUCAUUUUGUACCUGUAUGUGUUACAGAUCACAUUUCUGUGACAGCCCUGCCAUAUCACAUCAUGAGGCUCUGAGUUGCCACACAAAUCCUGUUUAUUAUAAUUCUAUUUCUUAUAAAAUAGAUGAAAUUUCACUAAGCACACGGGACAACACUGGUUUCUCCUCUCCAGAAAGCACCUUUUCUCCUGGAGAACACUGCUAUAGAAAUCAUUUCAGAGUUAGAAGAAACUCAAUUUAG